Molecule: messenger RNA, 2909 nt
Organism: Orbicella faveolata
Lineage: Eukaryota; Metazoa; Cnidaria; Anthozoa; Scleractinia; Merulinidae
Cellular component (GO): acetylcholine-gated channel complex; membrane
Source: RefSeq, a predicted model, not a curated record
CGUGGGAGACUCAAAACAAAACGAAAGCUGUCAACAUGGCGGAAGUUUAUGCAAGAAGAGUCAUUUUCCUCGCCGUUUUUUUGACUUUAUGUUUCCUUCAAGAAGGAAACAGUACCCAGGAAUGGCUUAAAGAAGACUUUCCGAACCCUACAAAAGAUCUUGGAUCUUGUGGUCGUCGAGGAGAAGUGUCUUGGAUCUGUGAUCCAGACAAGGUUCUCAACUACGAGACCGCCAACAAGGUCGAGGAGCUGCUGUAUUCCGUCGGAAAAAAUACUGCUUCAGGGUGCAGUAGCGAUAAAAAACCUGGAUUUCAAAUCGGUGUUGCUGUUUUAAAAAAAAUGCGCAGGAUUCCAGGGGAAUCCGUGGAAGAAACAGCGGAGAAAUUCACCAAACACUUACAUGACAGCUGGGGGGUAGGCCAUGCAGGCUGUGAUGACGGCGCAAUGUUGUUGCUUUCCAUUCUUGACCGCCAGGUGUACGUAUCUACAGGAAAAAAGGCCAUGGAAUUGUUGUCAGAUGAUCAGAUCGACAUCAUUAUUGAGGAAAUGAAGGUAUACCUGCGAGGUAAAGAUUAUGACAAGUCAGUGGAGCUUGCUGUUGUGCGGAUGGGCGAAGUGUUCAGCGGAAAAGUUCUCGAGCGUCCGUUCGACUACGGUCUAAUUAUUUUCUGCGCAUUUUUAAUCGCGGUGGUGGGCGCUGGGCUGUAUAUUGGGCACCAACAAGAGCAGGAGCGUGAAAAGUGUACCAGGAAGCUGAAGAGAAUCCAAGAGGAAAGAGAUAGAGCCAAUCAGUCUCAAAAGUCUUAUGAGAGCAAGUCCUGCCCCAUUUGCUUGGAAGAAUUUCAACCAGAAACAAAAACCAGACUGUUGGCUUGUGGCCACAAGUACUGCGAACCUUGCUUGACAAAGUGGCUGGAGGACCAUGCAACCUGCCCCAUUUGCCGUCAGUCAGCAGACAGACGCGGAGAUGAAGGUGGCGCCUGUCAUACUUAUGACUUCACGCCCGAGCUGCAGUUCCGACUGAUGAUGCUUCAGCUGCAGCACCCUUCAUUCGUCACACAGACCAUGGUGAACAGAUGGGGAAGUAACAGCUACACAGGUAGCUUUGUUUCUGAUCCCAUUUUUGUCAGGUCCUCCAUGGUCGGUGGUGGUAGUUUUGGCAGUGGCGGUGGAUUUGGAGGUGGUAGCAGUGCUGGUGGUGGUGGCAGGGGUGGUAGCUGGUAGAAAUCACUGCCUUCCUUGUUACAAGGCAUCAUGUAAAUAUUCUUGGAAAAGGAUGGACAUAAUCAUUACAUAUCCAUAAAGAAAACACUAGUUGAGUUAAGGCAAAUAUAAAACUCAGAAUUACUGUGUAAGACUUUACUAGCUAAUCUUAACUAUUGUCACUUUUGAGUGUCCAGGAGCACUGGAUGUUGCUUUUAGAGGUAGAGUUUAGUAUUUUUCUGCCUCCAGUUGAAACUCCAGAUCUGAAUGUGUGAAAUGCAAGGCUUUCCUUUUUGAAUAACAAUGCAAAUGUAGUAUUUGAAUUGAAAUUCAGAAAUUGAAGAAGUGGAGAAAUGACCAAAAUUGCUUGGGAAGUUAAAUUAUUGAUAAAUGAUUGUUUGGUGGUGGAAAUCAAAGUUGCCAUUGAUGUAGGUAGCUUGCCUAUCACCCAGUAGACAGAAAAUGAAAUCCUCAUGUCUUGCAUCCAAUUCAAAGGCAUGUUUAGAAGAAUUGGCCAUUUGUAGACUAGAGGGCACUAAAAAGUAGUGUCUGCACCUUGUGCAAGCAUGUUUACAAGUAUUUUAAAAUUAAAUUAUGUUGUGCAUUGACUUAGGGCUAAAAAUGAACUCCAGUGCUUAGUAGCAGGGCGCAUGUCUGCACUUAAUAUUCUUACUGGCCCAUCUGACAAAUUAAGUGUCCGCAAUUACCACACAUAAAGAAAACCCCAUUGACUUAUUUGUCCUUUCGGAAAACUUUUGUUGAAGCAAUACCAUUUCAAAUGCCACUUAGAAAACACUGGAUAAUCUUUUUCUGUUUUAUUGAAGUGCUUGAUGAAGUAUGUAACUACAUGUUGUAGUCCCUUGUCUUGUAAUUAAUGUUACAUUAAAGCAGUGUUGAACUUUUGAUUGUUAGAAAUUCAGGGUGGUCACUGGCUGGUCAUCAGAUCUUUUCAUGUCUGUAAAUGAGAUGGCAUAUCAGUAGUGUACUUGAGUCAGGCUUUUAGCCAGGAUUUGAAAAGUGGCUGUCUAAAAUGUGCUAUAGGGCCUGCUCAAAUGAACAAUUAAUAGGGAAACACAUGAAAAAUAAAAUGAUUUUCUUUAAUAAUUGGCCAUCCACAGGAUACCUGGACGGCCAUCUGGCUAAAAGCCUGAUUUGAUUAUAAGUUUAGUAAUUAAGAGCAGUUUUGAAACUGAAGGAGUAUAUUUGACUUCAAUGAAUGCAGACACAUCAUGCGAAUUUACACACUCUACACACAUAGAGGUGUGGUUCUAGCCUCAGCACGUGGAGGGUAAAAAUUAAGAGAGCGGUUGUAAUUCCAGGGCCACAUAUACAUCCUUGAGGGGUGGGUGGGGUGGGGUGGGGAACUCAAACAGUCGUACAAAAUUUAACCAGUUAGCAAGGGAAAAUCCCCAGAUUAAAGUUUUGUGAAUGAAGCUGAGUGGCCAUGGGUGUCUCAGUGAGCAAAAACAGCUAUAGAACAGAUAUUUCAGGGAACAAACUUGUUACGUGGAAAUGUUUGUCAAUUCUAAAUACAUUAGUUUAUUAGACACCCUAUAGAUAACUGUGCAAAAGGUACAACUUGAACCUUGAACACUUCAAGAUCAACUCAGCCUUCACCUUGAGUGAAUCAAGAUGUAGAUUACCUCUUACGUCUUGCUGAAACUCUCUUGGAACUAUUCAAAUAAAAGCUAUUGAGCAGUAUUUCAA